CGUCGCAGGAGAUCGACAGGACACUUCCGUGUUCGCUCGACGUCGCUUCGUGUUUGUUAAAAUAUUAAUGUUUCCUUGAAGCCUAAACACUGUUUUCACGUUAGCAGUUAGCCGUUAGCUUCGCGUCCUCGGCGGAAGAGGAAGCUGGAAUCCAACAUGGACGACAUGUACGUGACAGCAGGUAACCAGGAGCGGGGCUGGAACGACCCCCCUCAGUUCUCAUAUGGCCUUCAGACGGCCCGCGGACCCCCGAGGACCCUCCUGAACAAGAGAGCAGCGCCACCUGCAGGUGCAGGAGCUCCACCCCCUAUGUAUUCCUCGGCCAACCCUCUGGCUCCAACUCAGUGUGGCUUAGCCCCGCCCCCUCUGCACAAAGCGGGUCCUCCACCUGGCUGCGUGGCCCCGCCCCUUCCUCCGUCAGGACCAAUGAUGAGCCAGCAAGAGGCUGGCAGGAGCCAAUCGGAGCGUGUGCCUGAUGUGGAAGCAGUGGUGCUGGUGCUGAGGCGAGCGCUGGCCGCCUGCAGACAGGCCAUCGCUGAUCAGGUGUGUAAUGAUGUGGACAAAAGGCUCCGCCUUCUGGAGGAUGGCUGGAGAUCAGGUCAGCUGAGUCUUCCUGUCCAGAGACGCAUGGACGCCCUGUCUCAAGAGCUGCAGUCGGGUCACUGGGACGCAGCUGAUGAGAUCCAUCGCUCUCUGAUGGUCGAUCAUGUGACCGAGGUCAUUCAGUGGAUGGUCGGCGUUAAACGACUUAUCGCUGAGACGCGAAAUCUGAGUCCAGAACUCCUCCUACAACUUCUUCACAACCCUGAAGAACCGGUCCAGGAGCCUGUCUCCCAGUCCUGACUCGGCAGCAGGUUUCCUUGGUCUCUUGACUCGGACCCUUGGAACCAUCUCAGGACCUGGUGGCAACCAUCUCACAUCCACACUUCAGGUUCACAGCUCAGACCACAGGGAAGGAGGAGGUCCAGCAGUUUGCUCAAGGGAACUUCAGCGAGGAUGGAUUGUUCAAAAUGAAACCUUCUGUUCUGGACCAUGAACAUCUGGAUUCUGGAUUUUACACUAUUAUUGGUGUCUGGACCACAGACGGCGUAUAAGAUCAGAUGUAGGUUCCAGGUCCAGAGAGUGAAGCUGAUGCUGAAGUGUCUGAAACCUGUGUUCUCUCUACUGACCAGCAGGGGGCGACUCCUCUGGUAGUGACCAGCAGGGGGCGACUCCUCUGGUACUGACCAGCAGGGGGCGACUCCUCUGGUAGUGACCAGCAGGGGGCGACUCCUCUGGUACUGACCAGCAGGGGGCGACUCCUCUGGUAGUUUCUAUAGAAAGUGACUUCUCACUUUAUAACGUCAGUAAACAUUCAGGAGUUUCUGUCUCAGUCUCUAGUUUCACCUUUUCUUCAAACAACUGAUGUUCAUCUAGUGAAUUAUGAUCGAUACGAGUAUAACAGACAAUAAAGCACUGUGGGGGGGGGUUGGAUACCACAGUGUGAUUGACAGCUGGUACCGUCCAAUGGGUGCAGGUAGCAGCUGUUGGGCGUGCAGGUCCUCGAGCUUUCAGUCAGGCUCCACCCCCUCCUCCAAAGAUGGUUACUUCUAAGGGCUAGCGAUCGCUAUCGGACGAUAUUCAUGUUUUCUUAUUGUUUCUCCGAUUUACUGAGUGAAAUGUCCUCGACUCCUUCAUAAUUCAGUUCUUAGAUAAUUAAUCCACCUUCAUUGCUCUGUAUUCCUCUGUUUGCUGGUAUCCAAAUAAAUCUUAUUGUUGAUGAAAA
Messenger RNA from Limanda limanda (common dab), 1765 nucleotides. It is a transcript of the gene sra1, whose product is annotated as steroid receptor RNA activator 1. NCBI's taxonomy places the organism in Eukaryota, Metazoa, Chordata, Actinopteri, Pleuronectiformes, Pleuronectidae. Gene Ontology annotation, biological process: regulation of transcription by RNA polymerase II. The record is from RefSeq and is a predicted model, not a curated record. Gene Ontology annotation, cellular component: nucleus. Bases 157 to 843 code for a protein of 228 amino acids. The transcript has 6 exons.